UUGACCUCUUCCGCAGCUACAGCGUCUCCAUGGCAACAGCACUCCACAAACAAAAACCGUGCUCUCGUUACCGUGAGCCCCAAACUGUAAAAGUCCUGCUCGGUAAUUACCGCGUAACUUCUUCCUUCCUUAUGGUAAACACGGGCUUGUUUUGAUAAUAGCAGAGAUGCCGAAGAAGAAAGUCACCAAAGUGAAGAAGCCGGGUAAAGCCGGGAAAGGGAAGAAAGAAGGCAAACAGGAGACAAAAGGGGACAAGGAGUCGGACAUCGAGAAGGUCAAGGCCAACGCUACCCUCUGGGAGCUGAGGUUAAAGGUCACCGAGCAGUCACUUACGCAGUACCACGGCGCGUGCCGCGGGUUGGCCCGCACGAACGAGGAGGUCACGAACCAGCUGUACCACGCGGAGAAGAACAACCUCGACAUCAUAGGCUUUCUGAAGAGACAGGAUGCUGCUAAAGACGAGCAGAUCAAUAUGCUGCAGAAAAGCCUCAAAAGUCAAGAGGCACUUGCACGUGAAGAGCAAAACAAACUGGUUGAAGAUUACACACUUCAAAUCAAUGAGAUGAAGGAACUGUUCCGAAAGAGGUCCAGUGACUUUAACAUGAUCCAGGCUGGAUUCAAGGAAAUUAAGGAGUUUCAGAAGAGGAAAGCGGAGAUGGAGCAGGAGCUCACUGAUACUAGAGAAAGCAUGGAGGCUGCGGAAAAGGAGCACAGAGAAAACCUAAAUGAAAUGGAAUACAAAUUCUUCAACGAAAAGGCUCGUCUGGAGAAGGAAGCUGAGCAAACGAUAGCUCGGGUAGUGGAGAAGGCCCACAAUGAAGCCAUUCUGCAGUUGGAUGAUGCCUCGCGCUCUGUAUUCAAGGAAAAUGUGCGUCUCAAUGAAGCGCUGAAAUAUCACAUGAAGGAGACAGACGACCUCCAGAAACUGACAAACUCAUUGACGAAGGAAAAUGCCUCCCUGGUACUGGAGAGGCCUCUCAGUGGUCAGUGGUUGUGGAACACGUUCGAGUGUAUGUUUAAGAAGAAUACAGCUGAGAUGGAGGUCCAAAAAGAGGAGCUGUCUAAAUUGAGAGCUAAAGUAGCUUCCCUGGAGCAGGCCCUAGAGCAAAAAGCUGGGGAAUUUGAGCGAGACAAGGAGAAGGAAAAGGAGAAGACAAUGGUCAGCAUCCAGGCCAGCCAGGUAGAGUUGGUGAAGCUGCAGAAAGUGCUUGCCAUGCGGGAGAAGGAAUUGGAGAACAUCAAGCAGCUGGCGAGCACCAUCGUAGAGCAGCGCACAGAAGUGGAGCAGUUCUUCCACGAGGCACUGGCUCAGGUGAAGCAGGAGAUCAUGGCCAGCAGGCUGCAAUACAGAAAGAAGGCACAACAGGCUUAUCAGAGCAGAAUGAGAGCGGCCACAGCUGGAAAAUUAAAAUUCCCACCCAUCCGCACCUUUCAUAAAAGCCCCCAUAGUACCAACUCUGUCCAUUCAGACCUGGAGGCGGCCACAAGGUGGAGUCAUCAACCAGGCAGCAAAGUUGAUAUCUUAGAUCUCACUUGGGAGGAGAGGGAACUACUUCUCAGGCAUCUCUUUGCUAAAAUGAACGGACAGAAGGAAAGAAAAGCCAACAAACAUCUGGAUUGGUCUGCCUCCUCUGAGAAGAAGAGCCUUAUUGACAGCAAUGCUGCUGGAAUUAAAGAGGAGCUCUCCCAAGCGACCUUCAUCACCCAGGCGCCUGAGCCCGUUCUGCCCUCCAACCCAAACAGCUUGCCGGAUAUGCACACCACAUGACCUCUGUGUGGCCUCUACGUUGCACAUCACACUCUGGAUUGUUUGCCUCUGCUUUGUACUCUUUGCCCAGACUGUGAAUCAUGUGUAUAGCUGAAUACAAUGUGUGUGUUUGUGCUCAUAAAUAUCUUGCCUUGCAUGUAUAUAUAUGGCAUGUGAGUUUUCUUUCAUACAUGAAGCUUGUUUGAAUUCUGUCACAAACCAUUUAAAG
Larimichthys crocea (large yellow croaker) is the source of this 1976-nucleotide messenger RNA. RefSeq names its product basal body orientation factor 1a (gene bbof1a). The transcript has 12 exons. The record is from RefSeq and is a predicted model, not a curated record. NCBI's taxonomy places the organism in Eukaryota, Metazoa, Chordata, Actinopteri, Sciaenidae. The coding region runs from base 167 to 1768 and encodes 533 amino acids.